Molecule: messenger RNA, 1339 nt
Organism: Paraphaeosphaeria sporulosa
Lineage: Eukaryota; Fungi; Ascomycota; Dothideomycetes; Pleosporales; Didymosphaeriaceae
Product: mannose-binding lectin
Exons: 4
Coding region: 1-1323 (440 amino acids)
Cellular component (GO): cytoplasm
Molecular function (GO): sphingomyelin phosphodiesterase activity
Source: RefSeq, a predicted model, not a curated record
AUGCUCUCGGCCACGUCAUCCGCCGCGCUCCUUUCGCUCGUCCCCCUCGCGCUGUCUGCGGCCACUACGGGCACCUUCGACGCCAUCACGUUCAAUGUUGCUGGUCUGCCCGCCAUCUUGAACCCCAAUGGCGAGGGCGACAAGACGAACAACACGGCCACCAUUGGCAAGCUGUUUGCCAAGUACGGUACCGAUUUCAUCCACGUGCAGGAGGACUUCAACUACCAUGCUACGCUGUACGCGAAUGACAAUCACCCGUACCGCACGGCGACGAGCGGGGGCGUGCCGUUUGGGUCUGGCUUGAACACGCUGUCCAACUUUGACUGGGUCGACUUUGAGCGCACCAAGUGGGCUACUUGCAGCGAUGCCAGUGAGAAUGACUGUCUUACGCCGAAGGGCUUCACUUUCAUGCGUGCGCAUGUCAGCGAGGGAGUAUGGGUCGACUUGUACAACCUCCACGCAGACGCUGGCACCGAGGAUGCAGAUAACACUGCCCGCGCGGCCAACUUGCGCCAGGUCUCCGACCACAUCACGACCUACUCCGACGGGAACGCGGUUCUCGUCUUCGGCGACACCAACUCGCGGUACACCCGCGCAAGCGACAUCCCCGGCAUCUUCACCACCGCGAACGGCAUGACGGAUGCCUGGGUGCAGCUCGCGAAGGGAGGCGUCGCGCCGGCCGCCGGCAGCAAUGCCCUGCUCUGCGACAACCCCUCGCCCAACACCACCUGCGAGAUCGUCGACAAGAUGUGGUACCGCGGGUCGCCGGCGUUUACGCUGGCCGCGACCAAGUUCCAGUAUGCCGGGACCCAGUACCUGAACGCUGACGGCACGACGCUGUCCGACCACGACCCCGUCCUCGUCGACUUCAAGUGGACUGUGAGCAACAAGCUGCGCGUGUCCGACCCGCAAGGUGGUCCCCACGGCGACUUCUACAACGACCUCAAUGCCCUCAACGCCAUCGCCUCCCCCAAAGCCUCGUCCAUCACCAUCCGCGGUGCUAACCGCGUCGACGCCGUGUCCAUCACCCUCACCUCAGGCCAGACCUUCACGCACGGCGGCACCGGCGGCACCGCAAACACGCUGAAGCUCAACGCCGGCGAGAGCCUCACCAGCGCCGUCAUCUGCCAGGGCGCGUACAACGGCAACACGCGCAUCUUCUACAUGCAGGUGACGACCAGCGCAGGUAGGACCGUGGCCGCUGGCACCAACAACGGCGACUGCGUAACCCGCACCGCGGAGAGCGGAUGGGGGAUCGUUGGGUUCACUGGAAGGUCCGGGGAUGAGCUCGAUCGCGUUGCGCUCAUCUAUGGAAGUCUGUAGAGCGCUCUAGCAAGCG